UUGCAGCCUCAGCACGAGCUCAGCUGUGCUGAGUGGAACACCCUUGACCAUUCAGGACCGCGGACAGCGAUCUUCGUUUCCAAGAGGGAGCUGUCCCUGCGUGCCGCUGUGGGCGUUGUAGGAGAAAAUCUAAUUCAGGGCAUGCAAGACCUAUCCUUUCAGCACCACUACCACCAGACCCAGUAUUAUUGUUAUUAGUAUUAUUAUUUUCGUCACCCAAGCGCUGCAUUUUAACCAGCAAACUGCGUGCGUGCGUGUGCGUGUGUGUGUGUGGUGUGUGUGUGUGUUUAAGAGCCGUGGAACAGGAGAAGCUGACAUUUUAGCGGCAGCAAAACUGUGAAGAACUCAGACGGAUUUUUUUUUUUUUUUUAUUUCAUUUUCUUGAGGGUUGUAAAACAUUAAAAAAGGACAGAAAGGAAUAAUGCAUCGACUCAAACACAAAUUCAAUUUGAUUUUGUUUUUCUGAAUAACAGAAGAAUACAUAAAAGUGGACGUUUUUCACAUGGGAACGUGUCAGCCUGCAGGAGGCGUUUGAGUCAGUAGAAUUGGUUCAUUCAUCACGACUUGUGCCUGUAAGUAACAGCCCUGUCUUCAUUUUAUGGACUGUUCUUCUAUCUUGAGUAAAAGAAAGGCGCUUUUAUCCUGGCUGUUUUUUAUUAUUAUUAUUUAUUAUUUAUUUUUCUCCCCGAUAUGGUGCAUAGCUGAACUUUGUGAUCUUGGUCUGCCUAUUUUUAUGUGUUAUCAAUGAAAAAAUAUACAGCCCUUUUCCAUGAUCCUAAAGACGGGGGCGUGGAUGAACUGGAAACUCAGUUAAUUGUCCCCCUGUAUCUGCCACAAUGAAGAAUUAUAAGGAUGUGUGACAGAGGAGUCCAAAUGCUGAUCACCACAGUUGGGGCUUUUGCAGCUUUUAGCCUGAUGACUAUAGCUGUCGGGACGGACUACUGGCUGUACUCCAGAGGCGUAUGCAGGACUAAGUCUACAAAUGAUAACGAGACUAGCAGAAAGAAUGAAGAAGUGAUGACCCACUCCGGAUUAUGGAGAACCUGCUGUCUUGAAGGAUCCUUUAAAGGAGUCUGCAAGAAAAUUGACCAUUUUCUAGAAGAUGCAGACUAUGAACAGGACGCUGCGGAGUAUCUGCUGCGAGCUGUGCGUGCCUCCAGUAUCUUCCCAAUCCUCAGUGUAGGGCUGUUGUUUUUGGGGGGCCUUUGUGUUGCUGCUAGUGAAUUCUACAAGAGUCGGCACAACGUCAUACUCAGUGCUGGCAUAUUUUUUGUAUCUGCAGGCUUAAGUAAUAUAAUAGGAAUUAUAGUAUACAUAUCUGCAAAUGCUGGAGAUCCUGGGAAGAGUGACUCAAAGAAGAGCUACUCCUACGGCUGGUCGUUUUACUUCGGGGCCCUCUCGUUCAUCAUCGCAGAGAUGGUAGGGGUCAUAGCCGUGCACAUGUACAUUGAGAAACACCGGCAGAUGCGGGCCAAGUCCCGCCCUGAGAUCUUCAAGAAGUCGGCCUUCAGUCGGAUCCCCAGCUACCGGUACCGCUUCCGUCGGAGGUCAAGCUCACGAUCCACCGAGCCACGGUCCCGGGACGCCUCCCCAGUCAGCAAAGUCUUCACCACACCCCUCUCCACGGAUAUAUCCUUGUACACCCUGUCCCGGGACUCCUCCAAGGCCACGAUGGGGACUCUCCUAAACUCAGAGAGAGACUUCUUACAAGUGCACAACUCCAUCCCUAAGGAUUUCAAAGAAUCAGCCAACAGGAGAACCACACCAGUGUAAAACAGGACAAGAGUAAAGACAACAUCAGGACACAGAGUCACAGAGGACACAUGGUUGGCUUGCCUGCCGUCAUGCAAUUUGCCGGUUGGGAACUUCUUGAUAAAAACAUUAUAAAUGGUUAGGUGCUUCCUUUUGCUUCUCUUUUUUUCCUCCACCAUACACAUACAGAAUUCUCCUGAGGUUUAUUGGGAGGUAAUGCGAUGGUUGCCUGGGUGUCAGCACAUGAAAUGCGCAACAAGCAACUUUGUUUUAGUUAUGUUUAACAGGCUUAGCAUGUGGGUAGCUUUUGUCUACUUCUUUCUUUUACUCUUUACACCUCUAACAUACCCUGUUGUUGGUAAAUACGUAAUAUUUACUGUGAGGUGACUGUUCACCUGUGAUUCACAAUAGAGAUGAUAACGUACAUGUGCUGGAAAUGAUUCUCUGCUAUCAUUUUAGUAAAUAUGGUUACUGUUUUUUUGUUUUUCUUUUUUUAUAUAAUACAUUUUUUAUUUAUAUUUGCAGAUCUUUCAGGCACAUCACAUACAACAAUUAUGAAACCAAUGAAUUUCAUAAAUUCCUUAAGCCAGCAGUGUUUUAAUUUAAUUUCACAAU
Messenger RNA from Polyodon spathula (Mississippi paddlefish), 2367 nucleotides. Its product is annotated as voltage-dependent calcium channel gamma-3 subunit. The transcript is spliced from 4 exons. Bases 853 to 1773 code for a protein of 306 amino acids. Gene Ontology annotation, cellular component: AMPA glutamate receptor complex; postsynaptic density membrane. Gene Ontology annotation, molecular function: channel regulator activity; voltage-gated calcium channel activity. The record is from RefSeq and is a predicted model, not a curated record. Lineage: Eukaryota; Metazoa; Chordata; Actinopteri; Acipenseriformes; Polyodontidae. Gene Ontology annotation, biological process: postsynaptic neurotransmitter receptor diffusion trapping; calcium ion transport; positive regulation of synaptic transmission, glutamatergic.